AUUAAUUAAUGGCCGAAUGCGCUUGCGUGAUGCCGGGUGCGUGUUAUUUUAAGUUGUAAAGUGGCGUCGUUUUCUGUGUAAUUGAUAUAUAUUGCUUAAUAGGAUAACUAUAAUUCAAAAGGAUAAAAAGCAAGAAUGGUGGCGCAAAAGAAAGGUCGCGGUGCCAAAAAUCAAGUGGCGAAAGCUAAAGCGAAUCAACCUGCUGAGGACGUCCCCGAGGCUGAAGUAUCCGAAUCAGUAGAAGCGGCUGAGGAAAACAACGGAGACACACAGGCGGAAGCCGAGCAGGCCGAGGCCGCGGGCGGUGAAGGAACUGCCGAGGUGCAGGCUGGAGAACAGAAUCAAGGAGAGGAAUCGAAAACCGAGGAACAGAAAGAAGACAAAGUCGAGUCUGGUAAACUUCUCGUGGAGAAUCUCCCAUCGAGCUACCUCUUUGAUUAUCAAGAUAAACUUAAGGAGUUGUUCUCCAAGCAUGGAGAAAUCAUCAGCGUCAAACGUGGUCCAAUCAUUGUAACUGAACUGACCACAACUCCGACUUUAUCGGCAAUAGUCGAAUUCAAAAACAAAGAUUCAGUGGAAAAGGCGCUGAGCGAGAACGGCGCUCUGUUGGACGGCAGCGCCAUCGCCGUGUCGGCGGAGUCGCGCUCCGAGACCGCGGUGCUGGUGGGCGUUCCGUACGAGGCCAGCACCGACUACGUGCGCCUGCUGUUCACGCAGUGCGGCGACAUCGCGCACGUGCACGAGUUCAGCAAGACCAAGUACAAGAUCUUGAGGGUAACCUUCCACGAGAAGGAGGCGGUGGAGAAGGCUCUGAAGCUGGACCGCGAGUUGCGCAUCAACGGCUUCCUCGUCACCGUGUCCAAGUACCGCGACGACGACGAGCAGAAGGCGCACACGGCUAACACUAACAAGCAGAACAAGCGACAGAACGCGCAACAGAACCGCAACGCGAACGCGGGCAACAACUCGAACGCGAACUCCAACACGGCCGCCGCGCGCGCCAACUUCCGCCCGCGAGGUGGCGCCUUCAACGCGAGGGGCAACUUUAGGGGAGGUCGCGGGCGCGGUUUCGCGGCCCGAGGCGGAGCCUUCCCGCGCGGCGGCUUCGCCCCCGUCAACACGUACCUGCCGCCCGCGCACCAGCCCUUCAUGGGCAGACCGAACUACCUGUAAUUGAAAAUUUAUCAAGAAUAAACAGCAAGGCGGGUUCAUGAACGACGGUCAGCGGCCGAACAAGCGACUCAGGCAGAUGUAACCUCAUUGUAAAGUGUCAAGUAUUGUGCGUCGUUUUAUGUCUUGUGUGUGUGAGUGUGCGCGUCCUACAGACAGUCAACAGUGACAGAUCGCAGUAUCAGAUAAAUCUAGCUAAUUGUAUUUACUAAGUACAUGGAAUAAAAAUAAUUGUAACAUUGUCUUUUGACAGAUAAUAAAUAAUUACUAACAUUUUAAAA
This is a messenger RNA of Melitaea cinxia (Glanville fritillary), 1451 nucleotides long. RefSeq lists its product as uncharacterized. NCBI's taxonomy places the organism in Eukaryota, Metazoa, Arthropoda, Insecta, Lepidoptera, Nymphalidae. The transcript is spliced from 9 exons. Gene Ontology annotation, biological process: mRNA splicing, via spliceosome. Gene Ontology annotation, molecular function: RNA binding. The record is from RefSeq and is a predicted model, not a curated record. Gene Ontology annotation, cellular component: nucleoplasm; ASAP complex; cytoplasm. The coding region runs from base 136 to 1173 and encodes 345 amino acids.